Molecule: messenger RNA, 2253 nt
Organism: Penicillium roqueforti
Lineage: Eukaryota; Fungi; Ascomycota; Eurotiomycetes; Eurotiales; Aspergillaceae
Exons: 1
Coding region: 1-2253 (750 amino acids)
Source: RefSeq, a predicted model, not a curated record
AUGGGACACCGAGAACUCACACCGGUCCAUGUGCCACUUCGAACGUCGAGUCGCAAACCGGCACAACACGAACCAAUGAACACCCAGGAACAGACCCGAGUCGACCGACGAACCUCGAAGGCCCAAAGAUUUUUCGGAACCGAUAUAUCACUUCCCACGGAACAUGGCGGGUGGCAGGAGCCUCCAAAUGUACAACGACCGAGCUUUGCGAAGCCGAAUAAUGCUCCUAGACAAGGCACCGGUCUGGUUCCGUUUCCGCGUUCUUCAGAGAAUACCUUGAUUCCCGAUCAGAACCUUCGCGUACGGGCUUCAUCGCCUCUGCUAGGCCAGGACUUCCGAUCCCAGGAGGCCGCGCCGCCGCUUCCCAAGUCUUCGAAAAAGGUUCACCAUUCCGGUUCCUCGUCCACCCUUUUCUCCUAUUUCAGCUCGAAAGAAUCGGCCAAAUCGGCCAAAUCGCCUAAAUCGCCUAAAUCACCCAAGAACCGUGGACUCCAGCCGAGAGUACGGCACGAACUCUCCAGUGAGCCCCAAGUGACAUACACGAAGCCUCAAGAAUCACCGAAAGAAUCCAAGCGGAAGAUGCGUCCUUCAAAAAUUGAUCUUUCCGUCUUGUUCCCGAAGCCGCGGAAUCCCCAACCCCAAACACUUCUGUCCCCCCACCGGAUGGUCAACUCGCCCUCCCCUGUCUCUUCAAUGGACCCGGAUAUUUCUUCAAACAAGAUUGAAAGGAUGACCGGCGGCAUGAGCAACUCCACCACGAGGAGAUACGACGCACCUCCCCCUCGAUCUUCAAUCACCAAGAAUGACCUACCCAAAAAUGGUCUUGAUCACUUCGAUUUGCCCUCGAUUGCAGAGAGCAAAAGUAACGAGUGGUUGGAGCAACCGCUUGAGCGGACAGUAGGAACGAGUGAGAUUGAUAUAGCCCUGGAUAGAUAUGAGGGGCAACGAUCACUCUUGAGUCGCUCGAGCACGUAUACUACCAGUCAAGAGCAAUUACGGCCAGAACAGCAACGCCCCCAGGAACCUCGCAAGAGCUCAAGACGUCCUCACAGCUCCUCUCGACCUAAUGAGACGUACUUGAGUCCUCCCUCAUGUCCAGACACAAACCGUGGUCGCGUCGCGAGUACCUCCCAGGAGUCGUGGAAGACUAAUGAGUCAAAAUCAAAGAGCGAGAAGAGCUCGUUGACCAAGAAGGGCAGCAAAAGUACUUUGAAGAACAAAGAUCUGCGAAACACCAGUAUGCUUUGCCUUUCCUCUUCUUCAGAGGACGAGGAUGAGGACCGAACUCCAACCACCGACAAGCGCUAUACAAACAAGUCUAGAAGAGACAGUGUGGCUACUUACGACGAAUAUGAGCCCCAGCUCUACACGGCUUCUACUGCCCACGCGACCACUGCCACGGCGGCGAAACGCUUUGACCGGAGACUCUCGACUAGCACGCGUGGCUCCCGCCAAACCGAAAAGAGCCUGCCAGUGCUCGAAGCUCGCCCACGAAAGGCUUCUCAAUCCUCGAAUGGCAAGUCUUCUCAGAAAUCUGGACGAACCACGCAAACCCGCCGUUCGAGCGAAGUUCCCGCUAUCCCAGAUGACAUUCUGGCGCAAUUCCCACAGCAGCCUCUACGUACCCCCGCAGAGUUGAAAGAGUUGAACCGGAGGAGUCGUGUGAUCGCCGUGACCCGCCAAGAGCAGGAUCUCCUCGAGGCGAUGCGUAUUCGAAAGGGCAAGGUCACACCCAGUUUGUUGAAUGCGCACGGAGCGGAUAGAAGAUCGCUAGCCUCUGGCCCAUCGCGCGAUUCUUUCUGCGGAUCCGACACCUCAUUCUUGCGUCUCAGCCAUGUAUUCCCGCCAUUCGAUGCACCGUCAGAAAAGGGUGCUACCCAAUACAAAGAUGGAACGCCCUCCCAAAGCUCGGGCUCGGAUAGUGAAUGGAAACCCCGCACUGCAGUUUCCUCCUCUAGUCUCAGUGUGGACUAUUCCGAAAGCCUGCCAUCUCCUUCCACCAGCGGUGCUUCGCCGCUGACCCCCACUUUGCCAAUUCAUCGUUUCUCGCCGCUUCCCUCUUCCAAGCCCCCAAGAGGGCCCCCACCGGCUAUCCCUCAAGAGCAGAAGCAGCACACCCGCCGUCGCACCGAUAGUAGCGAGGCUAUCCUGCUGGAUAGUGGUGGUGAGUCAAAACGCAACACCGGCCUUCCUCUCUGGUCUUUCGACUUUGAUUGGAACCAGGAAAGUGCCAAUCUCCCUCCUGUGCACUGA